This is a messenger RNA of Ananas comosus (pineapple), 1405 nucleotides long. RefSeq names its product CMP-sialic acid transporter 5. Gene Ontology annotation, biological process: pyrimidine nucleotide-sugar transmembrane transport. NCBI's taxonomy places the organism in Eukaryota, Viridiplantae, Streptophyta, Magnoliopsida, Poales, Bromeliaceae. Gene Ontology annotation, cellular component: Golgi membrane. The record is from RefSeq and is a predicted model, not a curated record. The transcript is spliced from 7 exons. The coding region runs from base 65 to 1057 and encodes 330 amino acids. Gene Ontology annotation, molecular function: pyrimidine nucleotide-sugar transmembrane transporter activity.
ACGGGGUUCGCCCUAAUUCUCUCUCGCUCUCCCUCUCCCUCUCUCUCUCCCCCCCCCGCCAUUAAUGGGCUCCGCUACUCCUGAAGCAAAGCCAGAGGAGGCGGCGCCGACGAAGCCCAGGGCGAAGAAGGUGUGGCCCUACCUCGUGCUACUCACGCUUCAGUACGGCACACAGCCGCUGAUCUCCAAGCGCUUCGUGAGGCGAGAAGUCAUUGUGACCUCGUUAGUUCUAUCAUGUGAAAUAGCAAAGGUUAUAUGUGCCCUGAUUCUUUUAGCAAAAGAGGGUACUUUGAAGAAACAAUUUGACCGGUGGACUAUUGUUGGAUCAUUGACUGCGUCAGGACUUCCUGCAGCCAUCUAUGCUUUACAGAAUAGUUUGCUGCAGAUAUCUUACAAAAAUCUGGAUUCGCUCACCUUCUCCAUCCUUAACCAGACAAAAAUAUUUUUCACAGCUUUAUUUACCUUUAUUAUUCUAGGGCAGAAGCAAUCAGCCAAACAAGUUCUAGCCCUUGCCUUGUUAAUUAUAGCCGCCAUCCUUUUAAGUAUUGGGGAGAGCACCAGUGGAGGCUCUAGUGGUGGUAGCUCUGAUCAUGUUUUAUUUUACGGAAUCAUUCCUGUUAUGGUUGCUUCUGUCCUCUCGGGCUUGGCUUCUUCUUUGUGCCAGUGGGCUUCUCAGGUUAAAAAACAUACCUCGUACUUAAUGACUGUAGAAAUGUCACUGUUUGGAAGUAUGUGCUUGUUAGCGAGUACCUAUCAAUCACCAGACGGGGAGGCCAUUAGGAAAUAUGGGUUCUUUCAUGGCUGGACUGUGUGGACUCUGAUACCUGUCGUAUCAAAUGCUGUUGGCGGGAUUCUCGUUGGCCUCGUCACAGCUUAUGCGGGAGGGGUCAGAAAGGGUUUUGUCAUAGUUUCGGCCCUACUUGUGACCGCAUUACUGCAGUUUAUUUUCGAUGGGAAACCUCCAUCGCUCUACUGCUUAGCGGCGCUACCUCUUGUUAUCAUCAGCAUUUUCAUUUACCAGAAAUAUCCAUACAUCGAUAGGAAGAAGAAAGACUGAUGAGCCCUUUUCAUGCAAGAGAAAUUUUCCGACUCGGCAUGAUUCGGACUCUACCAACUGUAUCUCCUACAAGGACUAGUAAUACAUCAAAGCUCAUGUAGGUGGUAUAAUAAUUUAGUGUAGCUAACUUAGGAUUACUGGGAGCAACCGGGAUUAUAUCUUGUAAGCAUUGUUGACAAUCUUGAAGCGGGAAAUAUAUAUCCUGUGCAACUCUUUCUGGGUAAUCUGAAUAAAGUUCACUGUGAUCUCGGAUUACAUGGAGGAUGAAUCAAAUACAGUAACUGGAAAAUGUUCUUCUAGGAUUUUUUGUAAUUUUGGCACGGUAACGUGAACUAAACGGUUAUGGAA